ACUGCUAGUAUACUUUCGGCUUUAACACGUUAGUUUCACACGUUUUUGCUUGAACCGCCUUCCAUAUCCGUAAAGGGGCUUUGCAAAAACCGCGCAAACACCAUACUUCCGGCUACACUAUUUGUACAACCUUCUGCUGUAAUGUAAGGUUUCUCAGGUUAAACUUCAUUUUCACGGGGGGGAUAUGUUAAUAUUUCAGACUAUUAAGUAAGCUAACAUGAAAUGGCACGAGAUAUCAGCAACUCUUGGAAAACUACUGUUAUAAUCAGCACAUCACCUCAGUGCGAUGAGCCCUCGCAGAUUCUGUUGGCACAUAAGCACAUAAUUCGUCGCUCGGACAGCAUUCUGCCUUCUUCUUUUGUAUUUCCGAUGUCAGGCACAGCAUUUUUGCUUGUCACACCUGAAGAGUUUCCUGCAAAUUCUGAUAAUGCGGAGCUGUUUGAGAGAAUUGAAAAGUUUACACAGGUUCACAGAAAUAGUUUUCUGCUGCUGCAAGCCCCAGUCUACGAGAAAAGGGAGUGGGAGAUUUUGUUAUCGGUGCAGAACAGAUUUCUUGGAUGUAACCUUAGAGUCUUACCUGUGCAUAGUACUACUGAUGUAGUAAAGGGAAUGCUGGUCAUUGCUAAAGCUACAAGCAAACCCCAUGUGGAGAAUUUGAGAGAUCAGAUGGUUUUGGCUUGUGAUCACAUAAUUGAUCAUAGUCCUGUUUGGAAAAUGCUUGAAAACCUGCAGCUGUGUUAAUAUUCUGCUGUUCCGAGCAGUUGUUGUAUUUUCUGUUCAAGUUUUUAAUUGCAGUACUUCUUUUUACCAGAAGAUGUCAAUGUCAUCUUAAAGUAGGCUUUUCAACAAUUUGUUGCAAACCAUCAGCAUGGAACAUUUAUUUGACAUUCAUUUAGAGGCUAUGAACCACUUUGAAUCCACUUUCAAUUUGGUUCAUACAUCACAAAAGCAAAAUUACUAUAAACAAUUUGUUGUGUUGAAAAGCGUUUAAAACUAUACUAAAAUUAUAGCAUAUGUGGAUUUUUGCUAUCAUUUAAAAAAUGGCAUGCUUCAGAGAACAUAAAUAAAUAGAGUGUUCAAGUUUAGAAAGGAGUAAUUGUGACACUUUGUUCAUUCUUGAUUCCCCUCUAUGAUCUCCUCUAUACGGACCACAAGGCUCUCCAUUAAGUCAUAUGUGACCAGGGCGCACUGUAAAACCUACAAUGGAAAUAAAUUCUAUUGUAGCUCAUUAAAUUUUUUUAUGUAUUCA
Paramisgurnus dabryanus is the source of this 1249-nucleotide messenger RNA. Its product is annotated as protein SPO16 homolog. The record is from RefSeq and is a predicted model, not a curated record. Gene Ontology annotation, cellular component: chromosome. Gene Ontology annotation, biological process: synaptonemal complex assembly; reciprocal meiotic recombination. NCBI's taxonomy places the organism in Eukaryota, Metazoa, Chordata, Actinopteri, Cypriniformes, Cobitidae.